Molecule: messenger RNA, 5445 nt
Organism: Mizuhopecten yessoensis (Yesso scallop)
Lineage: Eukaryota; Metazoa; Mollusca; Bivalvia; Pectinida; Pectinidae
Exons: 4
Coding region: 2701-3723 (340 amino acids)
Biological process (GO): autophagy of mitochondrion; protein polyubiquitination; regulation of apoptotic process
Cellular component (GO): Golgi apparatus; ubiquitin ligase complex; cytoplasm
Molecular function (GO): zinc ion binding; ubiquitin conjugating enzyme binding; ubiquitin protein ligase activity
Source: RefSeq, a predicted model, not a curated record
UGUAUACAGUAAUCCGAUGCUUUGUUAACAGUAAUACAGUACUCUGUAUACAGCAAUACAGUAUUCUGUAUACAUUAAUACAAACUUUGUAUACAGUUCUCCGUUUUGUAUACAGUUAUGCAGUUCUCUGCAUACAUAUAUGCAGUAUCAACCUUUUUACAUUGUGUACAAUAGUUUUCUAAUUAAGGGCACAUUUAUAUCUCGUACAGAUAUUAUGUUUUGUUCCAUUUUUGUCUCGCCGCCGAGAAGUUGAAGCGACACAUAGGUGUUGCUUUCCGGCGACGGCGGCGUCAGCAUUAAGUUUUUGUUUUUAAGUUAGUUUCUCUGAAAGUAUAAGUGCUACACCAACCAAACUUGGACCAUUGAUGUAUUUUAGGUGGUACAUCUCAGCCCAUGCAUCAAAUGCUGAAUGCGGCCUACCUUUCAUGGUUCAUUGACUUUGUCAGCAACUCAAUCAGCAUUAAGUGUUUGCGUUUAAGUUGGUUUCCCUGAAUAUCUAAGUGCUAUACCUACCAAACUUUGACCAUCAAUGUAUUUUAGGUGGAACAUCUCAGCCCAUGCAUCAAAUGCUAGAUGCGUCCUACCUUUCAUGGUUCAUUGACUUUGUCAGCAACUCAAUCAGCAUUAAGUGUUUGCGUUUAAGUUAGUUUCUCUGAAUGUAUAAGUGCUAUACCAACCAAACUUGCGUUUAAGAUAGUUUUUCUGAUAUGUGCAUUGAUGAUCAAAGCGGGGCACAGGUGAGACAUAUUAAUCCGAAUGGCUUGUUAGUCGAUGAAUGUUGCAUUAUUUAUUAUUCUAAGUCCAUUGUAAAUACACAUGGUGUUGUAACUGACAUUGAGAUGUAUACAUGCCUUAAAUAUCAUGUUUUCAACUGCACACAUUAAUAAAUGGUACUUCCGAAAUCGAGCAAAUAGCUUUUUCUAAAUACUGGGAUUGACCAGGCAAGUGACCUUUUCUGAACACUAGAUAUGACCUGGCAAGCGAUCUGUCCAAACAAUGGGUAUGCAACUCUAUCCGAACAAUAGACACAACCUAACAAGCAACUCUUUCUGAUGAACACAUGAAAUGACUAGGUUAGCAACUCUUUCUGAUGAACACAUGAAUUGACAAGGAUAACAACUCUUUAUGACUAGCAUAACCACUCUUUCUGAUGAACACAGGACAUGAUAAGCUUAGCGACUCUUUCUGAUGAACACAAGACAUGACCAGACCAGCGACUCUUUCUGAUGAACACAUAAAAUUAUUAGGACAGCGACUCUUUCUGAUGAACACAUGACAUGAUAAGGUUAGCAACUCUUUCUGAUGAACACAAGACAUGACCAGGACAGCGACUCUUUCUGAUGAACACAUAAAAUUAUUAGGACAGCGACUCUUUCUGAUGAACACAUGACAUGAUAAGGUUAGCAACUCUUUCUGAUGAACACGUGACGUGACCAGACCAGCAACUCUUUCUGAUGAACACGUGACGUGACCAGAACAGCGACUCUUUCUGAUGAACACGUGAAAUGACCAGGUUAGUAACUCUUUCUGAUUAACACAUAAAAUGAUUAGCAUAUCCACUCUUUAUGAUGAACACAUGACGUGACCAGACCAGCGACUCUUUCUGAUGAACACGUGACGUGACCAGACCAGCGACUCUUUCUGAUGAACACGUGACGUGACCAGGUUAGUAACUCUUUCUGAUUAACACAUAAAAUGACUAGCAUAUCCUCUCUUUAUGAUGAACACAUGACGUGGCAAGGUUAGCAACUCUUUCUAAUGAACACAUGACGUGACCAGACCAGCAACUCUUUCUGAUGAACACGUGACUGACUGAAAAUGUCAAAUAAUAGUCGGGGCUUUUCCUUGGUUUUCAACAUACUAAUCCGAACAGACAGAUAAAUAACUGUCGAGACCUUCCCUUUAUAUCCAACGUGUAAGUAUACUUACAGUAGGUGAGGUAUUUGUCUUCAACAAUCAAAUUACCGACUAGUUAAACAGAUAGCCUAAUACAGUUUAAGACUGUCUUGUAAUCAUAUCCGUUUACUUCAUUUUUGAUUGCAUUAGUGUGUGGUCACUCCCAGAAGAUUGAUCACGGAUUAACACGAAAUACACGGUAUGAUUUAAAACAAAACAACGAAUUUGUUACACUUUACCGUUUAAACCUACUAGUAUCUAUUUAUUUACUGUUAAACAUUGCUACAGUCAUAUGUUCGGACGCCAUUUUUGUGUUCGAAUUUUACAGUAAAACGUUCUUAAUACUUGAAGACAAUACACCCAAGUGGCCUGCAGUUUUACGGGGAACAAUAUGCUGGUGUGCUUUUUACUGAAAAAUUCCCAAGGCAUUUCUUGCAUGAUCUUGAAAUGUUAAGGUAGGUUCUGACAAUCUUUCCGGUCUAUCCAGAAACAACUUAUGCAUUUAACGAACCGUUCUGAUUCAGCGGCCGGAUGAUAAAUGAUUGUUAGGACAAAUGUACAGUACCUUUGGUAAAUUACGUUUGAGAAGUUCCAAUAAUGCUAUAUAUAGUAACAUAUGAUUUGUUUCAUUGUAAAUGGUUACUUAAGUUACGUCAGACCUCGUGUGGUAUUCCCUAGUUUCACUUUGCGUAGUGUAUAUUUAUUAUAGCUGAUGUCAUGCUGGUUUUACUUUCGUUUUCUCAUUUUCUGUAAACUCAUAUACAUGCCGACUUUCGGUAUUGGGAAACAAACCAAGCUACUGUGAUGGCGAAUUCCCUACAACUGUUCGUCACCUCAGACCUUACUACCAAUAUGUUUUCGCUCCACAAGGACGCUUCUGUGGAGGAUCUGAUGAGAAGGAUCACGGAUUCAAUUGGCAUUGAUCCUAAAAGUCAGAGAAUCCAUUUUGCCGGCAAGUUUUUGGACACCGAGAAAAACGGGAAGAAAAAGUACAUUUCGGACUACAGACUACAGGACCGCAGCAUGCUGUGUGUGGUGGCUAGACUUCCGGGAGGCAAUGACCCGGAACCACCUAAAGCUCUGGACGAUGACGUAGAGCUGAGUGACGCCCCCGAUAUGAUCACAUGGGAUGAUGAUCCGGACAACAAGCGUGCAAAAAUGCCGUGUGGACACGCCAUUGGUCCAGAGUCCCUGACAGCGUACUGCCGGAGUCUGCUGACGGCGGGUAAGUUCCAGUUCUACUGUCCGUACAUAGACCAUGACAAUGGAACGUACUGUGGACAGUCCUGGGAGUACUUCAUUGUUCGCCGGCUUGCCGUUCUCACAGAGGAAGAGACGAAAGAAUUUGAGACGAAAAUGUCACAGAACUAUAUGAGAAAGUCGGCCGGUAUACAGGAAUGUCCUCAGUGUUCUGUCUUCUGUAUGAGGGUCAACCUCAAGGACCGGCGCGUGGUGUGUCUGUCGUGCAGUAAGAGCACUAGAUACGAGUUCUGUUGGUAUUGCCUGGGUGACUGGAAGACCUUCAACACCACUAGCUGUGGGAACACGGCCUGCACAGGCGAGGACCCCAGACUAAAGAUAUUGAAGGAGGCUUCUGUCAAGGAGGUCGUUGGUCUGAAAGGAUGUCCGUCCAUCAGGGCUUGUCCGAAUUGUGGUAUGCUGAUACAACACGAGAAAGCGUGCAAGCACAUGGUUUGUAUAUGCGGACAGAAGUUUUGCUUCAUAUGUCUUGGUGUACCCGACGAUCAGGACCACUACCAGUGUGGCAUGUUCAAUUCCCAUUGUACUAUAGCUCCCGUCCAGACGGCCGUCCCGGAGAGCCAGUAGAUCAUAAAGACGCAGAUAAAAACACCUUUCUAAGUAUCAAUUUGGCAUACGGUUGUAUCUCUAAGCGCCGUGUUUACAGGACAACUUUUGAAUGUGUUUUAACUUUUCUACAUAUCUGAAUUUUAUAUGUACAUAAUACAAGUUUACUCUACCUUUAAGUAGUCUACGAGUGUCAAUAUGUGUAUAGCGAUGACUGUAUACAACACGUAACACACGGAACUUUCCUAUGUAUUUCAUGUUAGUGCGAUGUUGUAUGAACAACUACGGAUAUCAAACCUUUUGAAAAGACGACCAAUAUAAAUAUUAACAACAGGCCAGGUUCAAUGUAGAGAUGUUGUAUUCUUUAGAAGCUGAAAUCUAUUCAAAUUCCCGAUAUCCGCUAUUUAUGGUUUUUAAUUCGCCUUAUUCCUUUCCACACGAAGUCAUGUGUAACUGUUGAUGGCACGAGUAAUGAACUGUCGAAAUCACAACCCCAAGUUAUCCUGGUAUUUAGCGCUCUUGUUGAUCGAGUCUGCACUAUAUCUCUUUGUGUUAUAUAAGUCUUCAUGUCAUCAGGUCAGUAACUGGAAUGACAAUGGUAUCCUAUGAUAUUCACGACCAGUACUAUAUUAUGUGGAGAGGCUGGGCGGCGAGUUUCUGUCGGCAUUUAUAAAUAUUCUGAACUUUAUUCUCGGUUGUCAUUAGUUCGGGUAGUAAGCACAUGUGAUUUGUAUCUCAUUUGUGUUGAUUAGGUAUAAAGUAAGGAUAACGUUUUGUUCUUACAUUUCACAAUAAAGAGGAGUCCCAUUUACGAGUUGGUUUAUCGUCGUCAUUUAUUUCCACAUGCAAGAACUCGUGGCAUAGCUACUCGACUAAGUGUAACUGGGCCGAAACUGAGUUUGAGACUAUUAGUUUUAUUCUUAUGCCACUGUUACUUAUCUGUAGAAUUUUCGCUCACUAGUGGUACGGGAAGGGGGAUCAUUCUGCUUUUACUUGCGGGAGUUUCUUCCCCUGCAACAAUUUAUUCAACAAGGACCGAUGUUACCUAGCUUGGAGAGGAUAGCCAAUUGUGGCAAAAAGGCAUUUUAAUUGGGUUUUUUUUAAUUGUCGAGUUCCAAUUGAAGUAAAUAACUAAUUUAAAACCUGACAUAUUUCCGAAACUAGGAAUAUCCAGCAAAGCAUGGAAAAACAACAAUUUUCAAAAAUAAGAGUCACAAAAUGUGAUAAUUAGGAUAAGAACUAACAGGGUUUUGUUGAAUGCCAUUUCUCUGUGUGCUUCAAAAUAUCUCAUUUUAUAGAUUCAGUGAUUCAGUCGGGUUUUUUUAUUCUUCAAUCACUUGGUUUUUAAUUAAUUUGUAUUAUAUUAUUUAAUCAUUUUGUGUUUGUGGGUACAAGUGUCUGUGACUUUGAGAUAUGUAAUGGUGAUUUGUGUCUAAUAGAAUGUUUUAAAUUCCAAAUAUAUUUCACUUGAAAAUGAUUGUUUUCAUUUUGGUUUAAUAAUGUAAGAUAGCAUUUUUCACUUCAUUUAUGUAGAUGCUAUUUAAACCUUAAAUAAUAGUGAGCUUGCCCAAAAAUAAUGCCGUCUCUGGUUUUGUUUACUGUGUUUUCCUAAGCACUUCCAACUUUCUUGUUUAGAGUGAAACAUUUGAUACAGCAGUCUUAAUAUAUUUUUCCUAACGAACGUUUAUAUAUCAAAUGUAACCCUAACCAUAUUGUAUUUGUCAAUAAAGCUGUUUUUCCUUU